AUGCUAGAACAUAUCUUACACAUCCGAGAGUUUAUCAAGAAGUCCAAAGACAUGGGACGUGAUGUUGCAACAGACAAGUUCUUCGACAGUGUUUCGUUCUGGCAACAAGCAUACGAACAGUCCGAAGCAGGCCAGAGCAAGUUGCAUGACCAGGUCUACGAGCUGCAGCAACGCAAUUCCAAUCUGUUGGCAAAAUUGCGAGCCAAAAACCCGGUAAAUGAGAACGAAGUCUCACAGACGAGCAAGCGCAAAGCACCCGCUGGGACGAAUGCGAAGAGCUCAAACGGGGCGAAGAAAAGGGCUAAGAUACCAGAUCAGAUGCAAAAGAGUAUUCCAUUGAUGAAUGAUGAUUCAAGUGGAGGGGAAGACGGCCUGUGUCUCAGCAGACAACUAUAUACCCUUCAAAAGGCCCUCCAAAAAAAGCCUAUGAAGGCCAGCUCUUUGGCCACCGCUGCUGUGAUCCUUUGCAAGUCUGCAGAGCAGGAACUCAUCCGUGCUGUUCAAGAGCAAAACAAAUUGACCCAAUCCAACCCUCCCAAUACCAACCAAGUCGCAGACAUCAACGAUGUUUUCAACGGCGCUACAAUUGCUUUUCACCUUGUGCAUCGAGGAUUGUAUAAAUUAUCAAGAAACGAAGAUGAAAGGCAGCAUCAAGGCCAGAUUAUCUACUAUCUGGUCGGGCUGUUCGAAUCAACCAUGACUGCCCUCACUCAGCAUUGCACUGCCAUCUCCAAACAGAAGCCCACCCCAGAAAAUACAGGUAAUUCAAGCGUGGCUUCAGGCUCAGCUUGUAAUCUAGGCAACCUACGAAACAAUACAAAAGAGAAAAGCUUAGAUACUGAGGACGGUACAGCCUCACACCUCGCAGACUUGCUCUGCACAAUGGCGCUAUCUCUCGACAUAUCCCGUACAGGAGACCAAAAAGUAAUGGAAGGAUUCGUAUCCCUCGUUCUUGAUCGCGUGGGCAAAAUGCUAGCUCUAUAUGCCUUCCAUGAUCUCCGACUACCAAUGAGCAUCAGUCCGAGAAUGACAUUCCCAGGAGGAUUGGAAGCAAUAGCAGACGAGAAUCUCAUGCCGGACGAUGCGCAACUCGAAGCAAAGUAUUUGGUUCGGCUUUUGGGGAGAAUGAUGGAUACCGGAUCUACAAAAUCAGUUGCCGAAGCAAAUGCUACGCGCAGCUUUGUCAAAAAUGCCAGGAAUCGUAUUCAGAAGACUCUUCUUCAAGCUGUCUUCGGACCUGAUGAUAAGUUGUUCUGGGAUGGUCUACAACGCCCGAAGACUCCGCCUUCCCAGGUUAUUGAUGCCAAAGAAACGAACCAGGAGGGUUUUGCGGAUUGGUUUACCCAGGAAUUGUGGCGGUUGGUGGGUUGGGAUAUGCUGAGGAGUGUCUUUGCUCCAAAGUAG
Molecule: messenger RNA, 1404 nt
Organism: Penicillium arizonense
Lineage: Eukaryota; Fungi; Ascomycota; Eurotiomycetes; Eurotiales; Aspergillaceae
Exons: 2
Coding region: 1-1404 (467 amino acids)
Source: RefSeq, a predicted model, not a curated record